AUUGUUACCUCCUCCACAUUGCCUCCUCAUUCAUUCUUAGUUAACAGUGUACCUGGAACCAAAAGACUGUAAAGAUUAUUUGCUGUGGCUUAGCCUCUAUAAUUAUUUGUCUAUGUGGGUGGUGGGCUGCAGAAAAAAAAAAAGUGAAGUUGUCUGACUUUGGAGUUGCUACAGGAGAAGUAAAAUGAUUGCAGACCCAACCCCUGCCCUCAUCUCUGAAAAUUUCCUGGUUUGGGAUCAUCAAUAAUGAAUGGCUCAUCACUGCAAUACUCAGAGGGAGCUUACAUUGCACAUCUGAGCAGCCGGUUAGUAAUGUACACUGGAUAGAUCUUUUUCAAAUCCCAGGGCAGCAGGCCAUUCAGGGCUAGUAUUGCAUUUUCAAUGAGCUGCUGAGUGAAUGCUUGGCAUGUGUAUUAGUGAACAGGCACACAAUUAGCUUAUUGUUCCUUUCAGCAUUGUGCUGAGAGGAUCUAAGAGAUUGGGGAGGUGCGGGUAAGGGGAGGCAAGCGAGUCAUCGCUGUGAAUAUUGAAGAAAGGAGUUACUCAGCCCGGCUUCACUUGCUUACUCUGGAAUCACAGCUGUUUAUUAAGAAGCUGUCUGUGUGGCUUGGAGAGGGUGCUGUGCCUAAGGAAAGUCAGGAUCCCUGACAUCACUCUAUUUAAGCCCUCCAGAAUUCUUUGCACUUCUGAUCACCCCCAUCGCUGUUAUGGAGCCCAACAGUCCCAAAAAGAUCCAGUUUGCUGUGCCCUUAUUUCAGAGUCAGAUAGCACCUGAAGCAGCUGAGCAGAUCAGGAAAAGAAGGCCCACACCAGCAUCUCUUGUGAUUCUCAAUGAGCACAACUCACCAGAAAUAGACGAGAAGAGGGUCACCAACUCACAAGGAGAAUCACAGAAUGCAUCUCCUAAGCAGAGGAAGCAGAGUGUGUAUACACCUCCCGCUAUGAAAGGUACUGUGCAGGGGUUAAACAUCUGAAAAACCAGAAUGACUCACCAUUCCCAGAGGAAGAAGAAGGAGUAAAUGAAAGAGAAGAUCAGUGGGAACACUAGUCGCAGAAAUGAGGCGAGAAAGGUUCUUGUGAAUAACUGAACUGCUAACCUUUCCAAAUAUCCCCUGAACCUCCACUGCUUGGCUUCUGGAAGCAUUCGCCAUCUUGGCACUCCAUAAUCUCUCAGUAGUGUGCCUUCAGGGAAGCACUCCACUGGAUUCUAGCACCAUGUGCAUCUUCUUCCAUAGCACUUAUCACCCAGGAAUAAACAUUUAUUUUACAGUAAUCUUUCUUUGUAAUGAUUUAGAAAUGCUAUCUGCAAACAUGUUAGCAAUCUAACUUAAAUAUUGCCAGGGCUUAAUUCCCAAUGUCUUUCUGUUAUGAUUUGCAUUAAAGGUCAACUGUAAAUAGUACCCUUCUAAA
This is a messenger RNA of Phascolarctos cinereus (koala), 1410 nucleotides long. Lineage: Eukaryota; Metazoa; Chordata; Mammalia; Diprotodontia; Phascolarctidae. The record is from RefSeq and is a predicted model, not a curated record.